Harmonia axyridis is the source of this 1037-nucleotide messenger RNA. RefSeq lists its product as uncharacterized. The transcript is spliced from 3 exons. NCBI's taxonomy places the organism in Eukaryota, Metazoa, Arthropoda, Insecta, Coleoptera, Coccinellidae. Bases 118 to 402 code for a protein of 94 amino acids. The record is from RefSeq and is a predicted model, not a curated record.
CAGUUUGAAACUAAACCACAUAUAUAAAUCUUAAUAAAAGAUCUUGCGCCAGUUGGAUAAUAUACACGUAAGCCGCUGAAGUGUUUUUUCUACCGAAGGCAUCUCGCAAAAUACAAGAUGAACUACGUUAAAGUUUGUUGUUUCGCUUUCUGUUUAGUGCUCCUGUCAAUUUUUGUUAUAGCCCACGACACAGUUACCACCAACGCAAAUGACCCCGAUUGUGGAAAGGGACCCUGUGGAUGGGCUGUUUAUAACAGAUUUACUAGAAAUAUUGAUUUCUUUAUGGGAAAUAAGUGUUCCUGUAAGCCAGAACUGAACUGUACAAGGGACGAUGAUGACAUAUCUAUAACCGCCUACGUUUACAGAUGUAAAGAUUUAAGCAAGAUACCGACGACUUCAUGAGAAAGAUCGGCUGUUCCUAUUGAGAAUGACUUCCCUAGUCUGGACACCAUUUCGCAAACAAAAAAUCCUAAAAGCUCGACGCUGAUCGGGCAGAAUUGAAAAAUCAGAGUACGACCGGCCCUUAAAAAAAAAUUGACGACGUACUUUUAACUAGGGAACUACUGUCGAACAGUAUUUGUAUAAAAUUAUGGAUGUGCAAGACGACUUAAAAAUUACUUUAGACUUCACUUAACUAGUUAAGAUUGAGCUAGAUGACUACCACUGUAACUCGAACAAUUUUCAUCUUGUCCAAGUUGGCAACAUUGAAAUUUCUCCAAGGAAUCUUUAAAUAUUGUACUUAUGGUAUGAACUCGUAGCAAAAUUGAUCUUAGCAUGUUUUCUAGCCCAUUUGAAAAUGAUUGAUUUGUGUUGUUGAAUGGGAUUUUAUUGUAUUUUGUGUUGUAAUUUUGUUUCACUUUAUUUGUUGGUUUCGAGUGGCCUUCAUUACAAAUAUGUUUCGAAUUCAUCUUAUAUUAUUCACUGUUCAUUAUUCCAUCUUUUAUAUUCAUAUUUAUUAAAGUGUAUGUUAGUGUUAUCUUAAAGCAGUAUUUUAAUGUAAGCUAUAAAUUAAUAAAGGAUGAAAAAUUUUACAGUUA